GAAAACACCAGCCUUUUCUUAGCUACAAUCAGUUCAUUGGACCCCAAAACAUCCACUCUUGCUUUCUCUCUCCAUAGAUGCUGCCAGACCUGCUGGGUUUCUCCGGCGCUUUCUCUCUCAUGGUGUUCCCUUCUAUUCUUUCACCUCCUCCUUCCCUCCCCUCCCCUAUUACUCCCCCACCCCAUCACUAGAUUUAUCCCUCCCCUUCUCUCUCUCUCUCUCUCUCUCGUGGUAAAAGGCUUUUGCAUUCGUACGGCUCAGCCUGGCCACAGUAAGUGAGUGUGUGUGUGUGUGUGUAUGUCUUUCUGCUGAUGAGAAUCCAGGAUUUUGGAGAUUGUUGAUUCGGAUUUCAUCCGUGUGUUUGAAAAUCUUCGUCAAGGCAGAUGGACAAGGUACCGGAGACGAAUAUCAUCACCCACCCUCCCUGGACUCUCUGAACUCCCUCUAGUUUGGACCUCAAGCCGUCAUUAAUUCUGGGCUGCCCUUGGAGUCCAUCAUCACCUUUUUAUUUGUUUUCCAACAGUAGCCCCCAUCCCUUUCACACCCACCAUCCUUUAUUUCUGUUUGGAGAUAUCUACUGGGGAGGAGGGGAGCUUGAAAUUGGCCAAUUCUGCAUCUAGAUUUCUCAAAUCCCUCCUUUCCUGGAAACACCACCAACCCUCCUCUCUCGCUGCUGACAUCGCUGGACUGAGAUAUGAGCAGGAACCGAGUGGAUUUCCCGGACAGGCUACACCGAGAGAAGCUGUUCCGUUCUCUGGAUUGACUCUCCAUCCCUCUCUCUUCCUUUCUCGAGGAUGGAAACUUGGAUCCUGCUUUUCACUGUGCUGGUCCCACCCAGCUUGGUCUCAGAAUCUCGGAAUAUCACCAGAGGAUGCCGGAAGAUCAGGCCACCCCCGGACGGUGGGAUCCGUUAUCCCGGGCUGACCCAGGAGCAGAUCCACUCCAUUGAGAUCCUGCCUGUGGCCUACGAGAUCGAGUUUGUCUGCAGGAUCAACCGGGAGCUUGAUGGGCCUCGGGUCCGCAAGUGUUUGGCUAAUGGCAUGUGGACAGAGAUGGAGAAACGCAGCCGCUGCUUGAGAAACUGCUCCAGGCUGGCCUUGAAGUUGGAAAACGGCCACGUGGUCACCAGAAGCCCAACCAGAACUCCAGUGGAGGGCACCGUUGUGGAAUAUCGCUGUAAUCCUGGAUUCAUCCUGGUCGGCAGCUCGAGUCUAGUUUGCAACAAAUACGGCAAGUGGAACGCCAGCAAACCCAUCUGUAAAGUGGACAGGACAGUGAACCGCCUGCCACACAGCAGCAAGCAGACCCUGUACAUUGGAGCCCUGUUCCCCAUGAGCGGGGGCUGGCCGGGGGGACAGGCUUGUCUCCCGGCCGCUCAGAUGGCCCUUCGGGAUGUCAACAACCGCUCGGACAUUCUGCGGGACUACGAGCUGCAACUGAUCUACCAUGACAGCAAGUGUGACCCGGGGAAAUCCACCAAGUAUCUGUACGAGCUGCUCUACAACGAGCCCAUGAAGAUUGUCCUCAUGCCUGGGUGCAGUGGUGUCUCAACUCUAGUGGCUGAGGCAGCCCGGAUGUGGAAUCUGAUUGUGCUCUCGUAUGGAUCCAGCUCCCCGGCUCUCUCCAACCGCCAACGCUUCCCCACCUUCUUCCGGACUCACCCGUCCGCCACCCUCCACAACCCCACCCGGGUCAAGCUCUUCAAGAGGUGGGGUUGGACGAAGAUUGCCACCAUCCAGCAGACGACGGAAGUCUUCACCUCGACUUUGGACGAUUUGGAGCAGCGGGUGAAGGAGGCUGGGAUUGAGAUCAGUGUGCGGCAGAGCUUCCUGACAGACCCUGGUGUGGCUGUCAAAAACCUCAAGAGACAAGAUGCCCGCAUCAUCGUUGGAUUAUUCUACGAGACCGAGGCAAGGAAAGUUUUCUGUGAGGUGUACAAAGAGAAGCUGUACGGUAAGAAAUACGUCUGGUUCCUGAUCGGCUGGUAUGCUGACAACUGGUUCAAGACCCAAGACAACAACAUCAACUGCACGAUGCAGCAAAUGACUGAGGCUGUGGAGGGACACCUCACCACAGAGAUCCUCAUGGUUAACCCCACCAACAGCAGGGGGAUCUCCAAAAUGACUUCCCAGGAAUUCUUGGAGAAAUUGCAGACUGUAAUCGAGAAAUCACCGGAGGAGACUGGGGGCUACCAGGAGGCUCCCUUGGCAUAUGAUGCUAUCUGGGCGCUGGCCCUGGCCCUAAACAAAACAGCUCAGGAGCUGGAGAAGAAACAGAUGCGUUUGGAUCAGUUCAACUAUCACAGUCAGAACAGAGCCAUCACAGACGAGCUUUACAAAGCUAUGAAUUCCUCCUCUUUUGAUGGAGUCUCGGGACACGUGGUGUUCGAUGCCAGUGGAUCUCGGAUGGCCUGGACAAUGGUUGAGCAACUGCAAGAUGCUAAAUAUGUGAAGAUUGGUUACUAUGACAGCACAAACGACAACAUGUCCUUCUUUGGCACUGACCGCUGGUUUGGUGGGACCCCUCCCGCUGACCACACAAAGGUCAUCCCAACUUUCCGAUACUUAUCCCAGAAGCUAUUUGUUUCGGUCUCAGUUCUGGCUGGGCUGGGGAUUUUGCUGGGUAUCAUCUGCCUCAGCUUUAACAUCUAUAACAGUAACGUCCGGUACAUUCAGAACUCCCAGCCCUACCUGAAUAACAUGACAGCAGUGGGAUGCACACUUGCCUUGGCAGCUGUAUUCCCGCUCGGACUGGAUGGCUAUCACAUCCACCAGUGGCACUUCCCCCUUGUUUGCCAGGCUCGAGUGUGGCUACUCGGCCUGGGCUUCAGCCUAGCUUACGGCAGCAUGUUCACCAAGAUCUGGUGGGUCCACACCGUGUUUACCAAAAAGGAUGACAAGAAGGAGAAACGGAAACACCUGGAGCCCUGGAAACUCUACGCCACGGUCAGUGUGCUGCUCAUUAUUGACGUCCUCACGCUGGCAGUCUGGCAAAUUGUUGACCCGCUUCACCGUACCAUUGAGGAGUUCUCGAAGGAGGCCCCCGCGGGGGACCAGGGUGUUCUGAUCCUGCCGCAGCUCGAGCACUGCAGCUCCGACAAGAUGAACACUUGGCUCGGAAUUGUCUAUGGAUACAAGGGCCUAUUGCUGCUCCUGGGGAUAUUCCUGGCCUAUGAGACGAAGAGCGUUUCCACAGAGAAGAUCAAUGACCACCGGGCAGUGGGGAUGGCCAUUUACAACGUCGCUGUGCUUUGUAUGAUCACUGCCCCAGUUACCAUGAUUGUUAGCAGUCAGCAGGAUGCUGCCUUCGCCUUCGCUUCCCUCGCUGUCGUGUUCUCUGUCUACAUCACGCUGGUGGUCCUGUUUGUCCCCAAGAUGCGGAGACUGAUCACCCGAGGAGAGUGGCAAUCCGAGCAGCAGGACACCAUGAAGACCGGCUCCUCCACUAACAACAAUGACGAGGAGAAAUCGCGGCAACUGGAGAAGGAGAACCGGGAGCUGGAGAAAAUCAUCGUUGAGAAAGAAGAGCGGAUCCUGGAGCUCCGCCAGCAGCUCCACGAGAGGCAGCAGCUCCGCUCCCGGCGCCGCCCAUCCGCCGCCGCCGUUGCCGUCUCCAAGGAGAGCUACGCCGACAACCACUACGGCAACUCGUCGGCCGGAACCGUCUCUUCCCUGUACCAGCCCAACCCGCCCCUGGUGCAGAGGCUGGCUUGCGCCGAGCCGGCCGACAAGAUGGCCAGGAACAACUGCGACGGUAGCCGGGUCCACCUCCUGUACAAGUGACAGGGGCCGGGGAGGCGCCGGCCAGAGGAUCCUCAAGUCCCACGGAUGAGACUUAGCAUCAGCCCUCACUUAUCGAGAACCUGCGUUCCCCAGCCACCGCCCGUCAACAUUUGCACCAGGGGAAUCAUUCACACCGGGGCUUUUGGAAAGGAUGCGCUCCCUGGCCGGCCUCAGUUUCACAAAGACCCAUCCCAAAGUCGCAGAGACUCCAAAGUCUUCUGAGCUUUAAAGGUUCUUGUGAAAUUACAAGCGACUGAGGGUUUUACAAACUUGUCACUGGGUUCAGUUUCGACUUCUCUCUUCGGACCCAGGAAGGUGGGUGAGGAUAGUUAGGAGGAUUCAGUGUUGUUAAAAUGAUACAUGGACCUCAUCAACCGUCACUCCAAACAGAACAUAGGUAAUGAGUUCACCCUGCCGGGAGGAAACCAGGCAAAGGCCACAUGCUCUGGUACACCCCCACUCCACUUUAGGAGUAUGUUAUUAUUUACAAUAAUUCAAGAGCUUCAAUCAGCUUAGUUCAAUGUCUCGCAGCUAGGCUGAUGGGUACAUGAUCCUUGGGAAAGCACUUGCUGAUGUCAAGUCUUGGAGCAGUCCGCCCGGACUGAUGGAUCCUAUUCAUGGAGCUGAGGGCAAGUGUGGCACCAGCUAAUGAAGCUGUUUAACCCAGAGCCCAGACGCAAAAAGAGGCGCGUUGCAGGAGAUUACCGUCUCACCUUCAUCAGAACAAGUGCAAGAAUGCCAAAUUUCAAAACGAUUUUUAGUUCUGGAAGGAAAGGGUACUGAUUGGCCAAAACGUGGGCAAGCAACGGGGACUUGGAUGCAAGGCAAAACUCUUCUGUAGCGACUGUUAUCUGUUGGAUGAUGUUUUGAGUUCUGCACAACCGCACCAAGAGCGAAGGUGUUGCUCGAACCACUCGCGGAAAUGGGCAGCGUCGCCUUUCGACUGAGAGGACUUCAGGAGCGCGGAAUAUCAUCCUGCGGGAGACCAGCACCUAAUAGAGUUGCUGCCCCCUGAUCAAUUCUGGUGCGAUCCCGUUGGUUUACUGAACAAAAGAAUAAGAGCUGUUUCCACCAUAGUUGUGCUGCUGUUCAUUGCUUUCACAACCCACGCAGCGCCCUCGACCUACUACAACGGUAACUCAAUCCAUUCUGACAGUGAACCUUUUCUUUACUUUAGAAUGUUAAAGUUGUCCUAACUGUAUCGCUACAAAAAGGCUCAUAGUGGCUGCUUGACUGCUACCUCAUAUUGUACAAACUUUAGGGUUGCUGUCAUGGCUUCUCGCUGCGUUGUCCUGUUGGAUGGUGAUCAUUGUACAGUGUAUGUUGCACAAGCCAAUUAGGAUUUGACAUCUCAAGACGCAUGGAUGACUUUAACACCGCACGCUCUGUAAUCGGAACACACUUAUUUAUAAUAAAAUGCUUCUGUACACUC
Messenger RNA from Stegostoma tigrinum, 5214 nucleotides. It is a transcript of the gene gabbr1b, whose product is annotated as gamma-aminobutyric acid (GABA) B receptor, 1b. The coding region runs from base 795 to 3782 and encodes 995 amino acids. The record is from RefSeq and is a predicted model, not a curated record. The transcript is spliced from 24 exons. NCBI's taxonomy places the organism in Eukaryota, Metazoa, Chordata, Chondrichthyes, Orectolobiformes, Stegostomatidae. Gene Ontology annotation, biological process: G protein-coupled receptor signaling pathway; gamma-aminobutyric acid signaling pathway. Gene Ontology annotation, cellular component: G protein-coupled receptor heterodimeric complex; membrane. Gene Ontology annotation, molecular function: G protein-coupled GABA receptor activity.